AUGGAAGUUGGGGAUCCCGGAGGGCCAUCAUCGUCGACUGCCGAAGAAAACGCUAAAAAUCCCAACGAAUUCAGCUCGGACCCGCUAAAAAUCCACUUUCGCCGAGCAUCGAGCGAAGAAGAAGAAGAGAGAUACGCGAGAAAAGGAUUCUUUGCCCGACAGGACGAUAUCGAGACUUUGGUGGCAAAGAAGGCACGCGCUCGAGGUACUCUUGCGCUGAUGAGUUCCAGUAGAGGCAGUAAACCGCAUCGAGUUCUUGAACGGCGACGUCAACGCCGCCAACAAUAUCAUGAGAUAUGCUUUGCUGAAGAAGAGACCCGAGGGGCUGAUAGGAUACAACUUUGUGGGGUAGGCUCUCGGGGUAGAGGUGUGCAAGGAGAAGCCGAAGCUGAUAGUAGGUGGCUUGUCGAAAGGCUGGGAGGCGUCUGCGCGUUUGUAUCAGUUUACCCUCGUUUGCCGUCGCUCUUUGUGGACGGUAAAACCGUCCUGUCCCCGUGCUACGACAGCACCGGCGCUCUUGGCGCUACCGCGGACGCCCACAGCAUGCACUAG
Messenger RNA from Cyanidioschyzon merolae strain 10D, 552 nucleotides. RefSeq lists its product as hypothetical. Lineage: Eukaryota; Rhodophyta; Bangiophyceae; Cyanidiales; Cyanidiaceae. The record is from RefSeq and is a predicted model, not a curated record. The coding region runs from base 1 to 552 and encodes 183 amino acids. The transcript has a single exon.